Messenger RNA from Fusarium subglutinans, 837 nucleotides. RefSeq lists its product as uncharacterized. Gene Ontology annotation, molecular function: hydrolase activity, acting on glycosyl bonds. The transcript has a single exon. The record is from RefSeq and is a predicted model, not a curated record. Lineage: Eukaryota; Fungi; Ascomycota; Sordariomycetes; Hypocreales; Nectriaceae. The coding region runs from base 1 to 837 and encodes 278 amino acids.
AUGCGAGUUCUGACUCUUCAGCUGCUGGCAGCAUGCCAUCUUGCCUAUGCAUCGCCAUGCAAGCCUUCUUCUUCAUCCAGCUCGGCCGCUUUGUCUACCACUUCCGCUGAAUCUACGUCUGUUCCCGCCAUUUCGUCUUCAACUGUCGCCGAUGAAACCGAGACAUCUACAACUUUGUUCACUGCGUCGACUGCUGUGUCCGAAACCGAGACAGCCACUGGCGAGACGGAGACGGAGACGGCUUCCGGCUCUACUACUGAGGCUGCUUCUGAUUCGGCUACUUCUACUAUCCUCAUCACCACUUCAAGUGCUGAGCCAACUACACUCGCUACAUCCUCCGCAGAACCUACAACCACGACUACCGCUGCUGCAGAACCUACCAAUAUCCUCACAAACCCUGGCUUCGAUUCAGGUACCACCGACCCCUGGAAGACACUUGAAGACCGUGGCCUGCUGUCCCUUUCCGAUACAGGUACCCACUCAGGGUUAUUCUCUGGCUACUUCACUGGGGAUCUUCCCGACGGUUCUGACAUCCUAGGCGUCGUGCAUCCCAUUGAGAAAACCUUGCUCAAGCCCAACACUGAGUAUCAUUAUUCUAUCUGGAUCAAGACUACCACGGCUUUUGACUGCCAGACACGAUUGAUUGCGUGUGGAGCUGGAGCCGGGUACAUUUCGAGCAGCGACUGGGCUGGGCCGUAUAAUGAGUGGACGCAGUUCACCAUGACCUGUGUCUGGGAUGAGUAUUUUUUGAACCUUGGGCCGAAUGUUCAGAUUCGGGCGGAGUGCGAGACGUUAGAGUUUUACGUUGAUGAUGCUGUUCUAAUUGAGGCGAACUAG